Molecule: messenger RNA, 348 nt
Organism: Metarhizium robertsii ARSEF 23
Lineage: Eukaryota; Fungi; Ascomycota; Sordariomycetes; Hypocreales; Clavicipitaceae
Exons: 1
Coding region: 1-348 (115 amino acids)
Source: RefSeq, a predicted model, not a curated record
AUGAUCAAGACUCCGGCGCACGAUGAUGGCGAAAUGCCAUGCAGGCAGGCGAUAUGGCAAGAAAAGCGCGGUGAGGCAAUGGAAGAAGCGGUAGUCGAAGCUGUGGCCGCCCAGUCCGAGUCUGGGAUAAUGACCCAGCCAAGCGUCGUUGUAAUAGUGCUGGUGUGGUUGCUGCGGUCCAGUCUGGUGGUGUGCGGUCUGGUGCUGGCUGCUACCGCUGGCGUCUGGUACGGGGUGCGGCGCCCUACUGCUUCGGUGCUAGUGCCAGGUCAAUCCAGCACUCUCGCCACGCCAUUGGCCUUUUGCGGACGACUUCGUGCUAACUGGGCAUGUGUACAGUGGGUGUAA